AUGAGGAGCAGCCGUCGCGGCGGCUUCAAUGCGACAGGCAUUUUGCUGGGCCAGCAGCUGUUUGGCGACCGCGCCGACGGACGAGGCCGAGGCUUGCGGAGGCCACCGCCAAGGGGCAGCGCGAAAGAGACGAUUGACCUGGUCGGCGACAGCCCAAUUGCGGCCCUCAACGACGACGAUGACCCUGAGCUCGCCGCCGCGAUUGCCGCUUCGCUGGCUGAGCAGCAGCAGCCACUUUGCUCCGCUUCGCGCCCCGCCUCGCCGGGCUUUCCUCUGGACGGCAAGCGCGCUUCACUGCUCCUCCACAUCAAGCGGUUCGGUGCGCACCGCACCUCCGGCGCGCCUGUCAAGCGGCAAGACCCCGUCGAGAUCGACCUCUCUCUCUCGCUGGCGGAGUGGGCCGAGCCGUCCGAUGAGGCGGACAGUGAGGUGGCCCGGGCUGGCAAGGGGUGCCAGACUACUUACCGGCUGAAGAGCGUGGUGGUGCACCAUGGCAGCAGCUGCUGGUCCGGUCACUACACUUGCGGCGCGCGCCUCUCGGACGACGAUCACACGGCCGACACGGCGAGUUCGACGGGAGACACGCCGGAGGUACGAUGGGCCAAUUUCGACGACACGGAGGUGUCCAAUUUCGGAGUCACGCCGACGUUGGACUCCUCCGUGUCGUCACACUUGGGCAUGUAUGAGGAGGGCGGGUAUGUGCUGCUGUACGAGCGUGAGGAUCACUGA
Emiliania huxleyi CCMP1516 is the source of this 729-nucleotide messenger RNA. RefSeq lists its product as hypothetical. Gene Ontology annotation, biological process: protein deubiquitination. Gene Ontology annotation, cellular component: nucleus; cytosol. The record is from RefSeq and is a predicted model, not a curated record. Bases 1 to 729 code for a protein of 242 amino acids. The transcript has 3 exons. Gene Ontology annotation, molecular function: cysteine-type endopeptidase activity; cysteine-type deubiquitinase activity. NCBI's taxonomy places the organism in Eukaryota, Haptophyta, Isochrysidales, Noelaerhabdaceae.